AUGUCACGGAAAACACCUCGUUCGAAGCUUUUAGCUGGUAAAGGAAUCCAAGAAAGAUUUGUGCCCUCGAGGCCUCAGAAGCUUCCUACAAUGAAACGCGGGGGCAGCCUUCGUGUGGGUCGUCUUGUAUUUGACGCUCGGAGUUCCUCAACGUGGGAUAAUCAGUCGUCAAGUGUAUUUGUACAGGAAGAAGAGCGUCGAGUUCAAGAGGAGCUAGCUGAAAUGCUCGUGGUCAAGCUCGCAAACAAGGAAAAGGAAGUGGAAAUCUUGCGGUGCAAGCAGAACGUGGUGGAUCAGCAGUUCGCAGGAUACGAUCGGCAACUACAGCAACAGCAGGAAGCGCAUGCACGGGUCGUUGGUGAAAUGACGGUGAUGAACCAGGAGCUGCAGCGACAAGUGCAACUUCUGCAGAUCGAGUGUGAACGGCUUCAAGUUGAUAGUGAAGCGCAACACGCUGCUGCACUUGAGCAGAGGAGGCUGCGUGAGAAAGAGCAAACACAAACCAGGCUCAAUAACGAGACAAGCCAACGAGUUGUGCAAGAGCUACGAGUAGAACGACAACAGAUUGCCAACGAUCGAUUCGCUCUAGAAAGCACAAUACAGAGAAUGCUACAGGAUCAGCAGGCUCAAAGCAGCUCGCUAGCUCAGCUCGAAGCGAGGUGUGCUCAGCUCGAAGACGAGCUUCAAAGUGCAGAAGAAAGUUGCCAGCAGCUCCAAGAGGCUUUGGGACACGAAGGGCAGCAGCGUAAGGAUGUUGAAGCAACUUCGAGGAAGCUCGAGGAGGAGAAACUUGCUCUGGAAGAGAAGCAGCGGGCACUGAUGAAGACCCUCAAAAGUGCUAGUUCAAAGGUCACAGACCUGGAGAGAAAAAAAAGUGAGCUAACUCAGGCUGAGAAUCAGCUUACAGAGCAGCUCGCAGCACUGAAAAGGGAGAACGGCGAGCUGAAGGCUCGCAGAGGUCAAAUGAGCUCGCAGACCAAACAUCUUCAAGCUCGAAUAGCUGCUCUCGAAAGCGCCAACACCGUUCAGGAGAAGAAACUGGAGGACGCCACCACCGAGCUGGACAGCGCGCGCAAGUAUUGUCGCGACUCCCAGUUCCGUACCAAACAGCUUCAAGAAGAGAUCACCGACACAGCAGAUGACAUGCCGUGCUGGAUGAAAGGUUAA
Phytophthora infestans T30-4 is the source of this 1167-nucleotide messenger RNA. RefSeq lists its product as uncharacterized. The coding region runs from base 1 to 1167 and encodes 388 amino acids. The record is from RefSeq and is a predicted model, not a curated record. The transcript is spliced from 6 exons. NCBI's taxonomy places the organism in Eukaryota, Oomycota, Peronosporomycetes, Peronosporales, Peronosporaceae.